This is a messenger RNA of Chaetomium fimeti, 1350 nucleotides long. Its product is annotated as putative NAD-dependent epimerase/dehydratase. The transcript has a single exon. Bases 216 to 1040 code for a protein of 274 amino acids. The record is from RefSeq and is a predicted model, not a curated record. NCBI's taxonomy places the organism in Eukaryota, Fungi, Ascomycota, Sordariomycetes, Sordariales, Chaetomiaceae.
GCUGAUUAUACCGGCGGAAAUGAGCAUUUCCUUCCUCUAUCCUUGAAAUCGAAUCCCCUCUCUCCCACCUCAAACUAAUGGGAGUAGUGCAGAUCGAAAGGGCUACUCUUGACCAUAUGUGAGCCUCCUCCCAAAUUUUCUUUAUAAACACCACGGCUUCAACAACUUCACACUCAUGAGACUUCACGAAACAGGCCAUUGAACCCAAUAAUACUAUGGCUAGCCAUACGCGCACCUACGCUGUUCUCGGUGCCACGGGCAACUGUGGCGCUGCACUCAUCGAGAAUCUCCUGAAGUCUCCCGAGACACAAAUCCACGCCUAUUGCCGAAACACGGCGAAGCUUCUGCGGCGGUUUCCGGACGUCAAGUCGGGGGGUAGAGUCAACAUUUUCGAAGGUAGCAUCCAAGACAUCGACCUCCUAGCAUCGUGCAUCCGCGACUGCCGGGCCGUUUUCCUGGUUGUUUCCACCAAUGACAACAUCCCAGGUUGUCGUCUCGGCCAAGACACUGCCGCUGCCAUUGUCCAGGCUUUGCAACGGCUCCGGCAGCAGAGCAAGUCAAACGGCCAUGGACACGGUGCCAAGCAUGCUGUCACCCCCAAGCUGAUUCUACUCUCCUCGGGUACGAUCGACAAACAGUUCUCCCGACAUGUUCCAUUCAUGCUGCAACCAAUCCUCCUCCGCUCGGCUUCCCACGUCUACCACGACCUCAUCGAGACGGAGAAGAUGCUCCGAGAACAUGAGGACUGGUUAACGACUAUCUACAUCAAGCCGGGUGCUCUGUCGGUCGACGUCCAGCGCGGGCACGCCCUCAGUCUCACCGACCAGGACAGCCCGGUGUCUUAUCUUGACUUGGCAGCAGCCAUGAUCGAGGCGGCCACGGACGACAGCGGCCGCUAUGACAACCGGAACGUCAGCGUGGUCAACACCAACGGCGCCGCCAAGUUUCCGGCGGGCACUCCAAUGUGCAUUCUGAUGGGCUUGCUGAGGCACUUCUUUCCGUUUCUUCACCCGUACUUGCCAAUGAACACGGGGCCAUGAGGGACGUUUCCUGGGUUGGACGUUGUAUGCGAGCUGAUAGAUGGCCCGAGAUAUGGCAAUGUGACGGAACCUUCUCAUGACUAGCAAUUAUUUCUUAGCUCAAGUAUCAGAAAAGUUAGAAACACAUGUAUAUUGAAGCUAAACUGUUUGUAAUUACUCACUGCAUUCCACUGCGUUGAAAACCGGGUAUUAAGAUGGAACUGAGGGAAACGAUACCCACAUGAGCCCGACGAGUUCGAAAAGGGGCUUAGAACUCAGUACCCGCCUACGGCCAUCAUAUCUACGUCUGUCACUCGGACUCACCACCCAG